AUGUCUUCUUCACAUUCAAAAUUUACUAGUAAUACAACAAAUGUAAGAUUCCAAAAUAAAUGUUAUGUCAGUCAAGAUGGUGUAGCUCAUUGUCAGAGUUAUUAUGAAAGCAACACAACAUAUAAAACACAAAACUACAAAAAAGAAAUACAACAACAAACAAAUAACCAACUAACAACAUCUUUAACUAAUCCUAUAUUAACCAAAAAUUUUCAAAAAAGGGAAAAUGAAGCUUUAUUAAAUUAUAAAUCAACACACCAACAACAACCUUCUUUAUGUCCAAAUGUCGCUAAACUUUUUCGUGGAGAAUUUUUGCCUAGUGGGCCGCCAACUAAUAAUAAUUUUUAUAAGAAAAUUAUUCAAAAAAAGAUGGAAGAAGUUAAAGUGCCAGAAAAUUAUAAAGAGCAAAUAAAAAUUUGUGUAGCCAAUCCCGGGCGUUUUAUGGCUAGUUGGACUCUUUUAACUAAAUUGUUUGGAGAGCCUCAACUUUACGAUUAUAUAAGAAAAAAUGAAUGGAGUAAAGAAGAAUUGAAAGAAUUUGAAAUUAAUGAGGAAUUGGAUUAUUGA
This is a messenger RNA of Meloidogyne enterolobii, 567 nucleotides long. The record is from the annotation of a GenBank genome assembly. Lineage: Eukaryota; Metazoa; Nematoda; Chromadorea; Rhabditida; Meloidogynidae.